This is a messenger RNA of Epinephelus moara (kelp grouper), 4173 nucleotides long. It is a transcript of the gene siah2l, whose product is annotated as seven in absentia homolog 2 (Drosophila)-like. Gene Ontology annotation, biological process: proteasome-mediated ubiquitin-dependent protein catabolic process; multicellular organism development. Lineage: Eukaryota; Metazoa; Chordata; Actinopteri; Perciformes; Serranidae. The transcript has 3 exons. Bases 125 to 1120 code for a protein of 331 amino acids. Gene Ontology annotation, cellular component: cytoplasm. The record is from RefSeq and is a predicted model, not a curated record. Gene Ontology annotation, molecular function: ubiquitin conjugating enzyme binding; ubiquitin protein ligase activity; zinc ion binding.
AGAGCGCGCGUCAGGCGAUACAAACUGGCAGCCGCCAUGUUGUGUCUCCGGGGGCCCGGAGCGACGUCCGGUAGUAAACAGUAGAUGACGGUAGUUCCCCGGAAACGGAGCGCAGCUGGAAGCCAUGAGCCGUCCGUCCUCAGCCGGAGCCGCAGCCGGAGCCGGAGGACUCGGGGCCGGUAAGACAGGCGGAGGGAAGCACGGGGGGUCCGGAGGCUCCGCUGCCGCCGCCGCCGCUGCAGCAGCAGCAGCCGCGGCCGCAGCAGCGGCAGCAGCCGCCGGGGUGAGCUCCGUGUCCGGGUCGGGGUCUGCCGCCCCUUCCUCCGCCGUGUCCCUGAGCGGGGCCGGCCUGCCCGGGCAGCCCCCGGAGCUCACGGCGCUGUUCGAGUGUCCGGUAUGUUUCGACUACGUGCUGCCGCCCAUCCUGCAGUGUCAGGCGGGUCACCUGGUCUGUAACCUGUGCCGCCAGAAGCUGAGCUGCUGCCCGACCUGCCGAGGCCCGCUCACCCCGAGCAUCCGGAACCUGGCCAUGGAGAAGGUGGCGUCCACCCUGCCGUUCCCCUGCAAGUACUCGUCGGCCGGCUGUCUGUUGUCUCUGCACCACAGUGAGAAGCCUGAUCACGAGGAGGUGUGUGAGUUCAGGCCGUACACCUGUCCCUGUCCCGGGGCCACCUGCAAGUGGCACGGUUCCCUGGAGGCUGUGAUGCCUCACCUGAUGCACGCGCACAAGUCCAUCACCACACUGCAGGGGGAGGACAUUGUCUUCCUGGCGACGGACAUCAACCUGCCGGGUGCCGUGGACUGGGUGAUGAUGCAGUCGUGUUUCAGCCACCACUUCAUGCUGGUUUUGGAGAAGCAGGAGAAGUACGAGGGCCACCAGCAGUUCUUUGCCGUAGUGCUGCUCAUUGGCACCCGCAAGCAGGCCGAGAACUUUGCCUACCGCCUGGAACUGAACGGCAACCGGCGGCGGCUCACCUGGGAGGCCACACCGCGCUCCAUCCAUGACGGGGUGGCGGCUGCCAUCAUGAACAGUGACUGCCUGGUGUUCGACACCUCCAUUGCCCAUCUGUUCGCCGACAACGGCAACCUGGGGAUCAACGUCACCAUCUCUAUGUGCUGAGGGGAGUGGUGAUGACGGCAGUUGCAUCACAACAGAGACACAAUGCAGGAGAAGAUAGGGAGGUGUUGAGUUCACUUCCUGUCUGUGGUUACAGGGACUCCGGUGGUGUUGGUGACAUAGCUGCAAAAUUUGAAGCAGCUUUAGUUGCUAAGAGGAAACAGGAGGGGGAGGAGGCAGGCGGCUGGGACCACCCUGUGUGAUCUGUGCAUUUGACGGAUUACGGGACAGAAUGGAUCGUCCGUUUGUCCCUUGAUUUGGUGCCAGAGACAUAAGUGGAAGAAAUCUGAAGCAUCAGGCUUCUAUCUUUAUCAAAUCAGUGAAAUAGAAGUCAAGUCUCCGACCGCCGCCUGUCCAGCCGGGACACCUGAGACUGAGCAGAAAGGAUUCUGGUCUUAUUAGAAGGAACAGACUUUACCGAAGCAGCACCAUGAGCCUUUGUCAGGAUAAUCAUAUUUCCUGUCACCCUGACGUGUUCACACUGUCUGAGUCUCUCUGAGUCUGAGAUACCUGAUGUGGUGACAGAAAAUAAAAACACAGGAAAUGAAAAAAAAAAAAAAACGAAGCUCCAAAGACUCGUCCGCAGUGAAAGCAGAAUAAUGUGAAAAUAUUUGUUCAAAGCAGAGUGGAAGGUGUCCAGUGAGUGACAGCAUCCAGCAGCAUCCUGACCCUUCAGCUUGUCUCUGCAACAUUCUGACUCUGCAGAUGUCUCUGCAGCGUUCCGACUCUGCAGCUCAUCUCUGCAGCGUUCUGACUCUAUAGCUUGUCUCUGCAGCGCUCUGACUCUGCAGCUCGUCUCUGCAGCAUUCUGACUCUGCUGCUCGUCUCUGCAGCGUUCUGACUCUGUAGCUCGUCUCUGCAGCGUUCUGACUCUGCAGCUCGUCUCUGCAGCGUUCUGACUCUGCAGCUCGUCUGCAGCGUUCUGACUCUGCAGCUCGUCUCUGCAGCGUUCUGACUCUGCAGCUCGUCUCUCGCAGUUUAAAGGUUGCCGUUGGACCUCUGUGGGAACAAGCUGAGCUGUGGAAUCCACUUUAAUCCUCAGACCGUCUUUAAUCUCAGAUAAAAGCAGUAAAAUGGAGGAAUAAUCCUCCGACCCCUCUUCCUGCAGUCUGUUCAGCCGCCAGCGCCUUAACUCUACUACCGCCAGCUUCUUCUUCCUGUCCCUGCUCUUUCUGACCUGCGCAGGGAAAUCCAGCUGAAACUGAUACCAGAAAACUAUUUAUAAUUAACAGUGUGGAUCCACGGUGACACGAUGGACUGUGAUGGAUUAUUAUCUUUACCAACAUUCCUCGUCUUUGAACCUUUGUAGCAGCUGACCGGGAAGAAACCGACUUCACCAGAUACCUCUGUCAACAGACACGUCUGUAACUGAACCAUGAACCCUCAGACCUCACCGGUGUUUCCUCUGUGUUCGUUCACUGAAAAAAAAAAAAAAAAAAGAAAUCCUGUUUACAGCUGAAAACAAAAUCUGAGUUACUUUACCUACCGGGUCUGGUCUUAAUUAUCCGUGUUGCUAGUUUUUGGACAAAAAAAAAAAAAAAAAAGUUUCCUUCUAUAAAGUGUCUGUGUCCAGACAGAGAAUGUUACCCUGACAUCAAACACCUGUUGCUCCUGUUUCUCCCCUUCAGUUACAGAGUUUCAUGGCGCUGCCUCCUGAUGUGUCACACCCUCUUUCCCCAGUUGAUUUGGAGCGUCUGUUUAUAUUUAGGUCGACAUCCAAUAAAUUACCACCUACACCACCUAGCGGCUCCGAACAUCAGACCUCUGAUCUGACAAACGAUCACCAUCUAUGAAGAAGUAUGAUUAGCUUGAUGUAGAACAUGAAGCCAAUCAGGACGGAGGAUUGUGUGACUAAGGUGCAACAGAUCCAGUGGUCCAAUGGUGGCGGUCCGGUCACGUUCAAUUUAUAAUGUUGGCAAGUUCGUAUCAGCCACAUGAGCAUCUUCAUCGUAUCGGCUGAAGCAGAAACUAAACUGAUAAAACAUUUUGGCAGCAUGUCAGCAAUGACCUGGAGGUAUGACAUCAUAGGAUUUCUUUGGUCAAACAUAGAUUAUAUUUCUGCUGAAAUUUCAUCCUAACAUUUUUCCACCUGCAUGAAUGUUCCGCAGGGCUGUGCAAGCAAAAACACAUAAAAUCUGUUCUUUUGUUUUUCACUUUUAUUGUGCUUCUGCAACACCAAUUCAAAAUCCUAAAACUGUAAACCAGCGGUCCCCAACUCCCAGAUUUCUCCUCAGUCAUACUUGUAUUUGUCCAUGUCUUCAAGCUAGUUCGCUGUCUCUGUCAAGUAGCUGUCCGUUAGUCACUCACUGUACAACAGGGUGCGGCACUUCAAAAUAAAAGCUCUGUGCUGAAAAUUCACUGUACUAUGUAACAAACUAAAUAAAAACGAUAUCAUUUGAAAAUAAUAACAGUAAACAAAGUACGCCCCCUAGUGUUUACCACAAGGAAAUACACCUUCAUGGAUCGAUAUAAACACCACCGCAGAAAUGAGAGAAAAGUUAAUUAGGAGAUUCAAGACCGCGGGGCUGAAACCCUGAAAUUGUUCUUGUCCUGUUUUAUUAUUCAUAAUAACAAUAAUUAUUAUUAUUCAGAAAUAUUUUCACAAAUUCCCGUGAGAUGGUUCAUCACAGAGACAAGAAAUUUUCACCCAUGGUUUGACGUUGUGUGCAAAUUGUGUUCAAUAAAUAUAAGACCAACUCAGACAGCCAGAUGGGGGCGCCAUCAUUUAGGCGCAAAAUUUCAAUUUUGAAAUGGCCACGCCCCCAAACUGUGAGUCAGACUGAGUUGAAACUCGACACACAAGUUCAGCUCGAUGUGCUCCACAAAAAUGCCUCAAGAGCUAUGAAGGUCCACCGGGAAAGAUUUCAGCCAUUUUGAAUAUUUUUGGAAAACACAUUUUUGACAACUUUCUAAAGCGUAGGUCGGACUCGUACCAACCUUUGUGUGUCAGCUUUUAGUUUUAAAGGGGAACUAAACCCCCCUCUCUGGGCAUUACUCCGCCCACAGCUUGAUUUCAAAAAGUUCAGAAAAGAUAGGCGGAGGUGAGGGAAGGACCG